Pseudocercospora fijiensis CIRAD86 is the source of this 980-nucleotide messenger RNA. RefSeq lists its product as uncharacterized. The record is from RefSeq and is a predicted model, not a curated record. The transcript is spliced from 2 exons. NCBI's taxonomy places the organism in Eukaryota, Fungi, Ascomycota, Dothideomycetes, Mycosphaerellales, Mycosphaerellaceae. Bases 78 to 839 code for a protein of 253 amino acids.
CGUUUGCUGGCCACGCCAUCAAGCUGAAUCUCGCCAUCUGAGCAUCGAAUAGAGCUGAGAGCUGCAGGCCAGCCAACAUGGCGCCGCCAGGCCCUUCAGCUGAAUCUACAAUGAACACACCGCUUGCGCCUAGCGUCGAGAAAGCAUACUACCGAAAAUGUAUUCAACUCAAACGCCGCCUGAACGAAGUCGAAGCCGCCAACGAUGAAGCUCGAACGCGACGAUUGCGCCUCGACAGAGCCAUCAUGAAGAUGCGUCUCGAGCGCGCCUUCCUGCUUGACGAACUACGGAAACGCAUGGAAUACAACAUCGACGCGAGCGAAGGAAGCGGAGACGAAGGCGCGCAAACUCCGCCACCAGAUCGGCCAUAUCGUGAUAAGAGGCGACGUCGCGCAUCUGUUACCCAAGCACCACCUCCUGCGAACACUUUGCAGUCCGGGCAAUAUGCAUUUUCUGCUGCACCUAGCCUUGCUGGUCCGCCUGUGCCAGUUCCAGGAGGUCAAACUGUGCCGGGCAAUGCUGUACACGAUGACGGCAACUACGCUACUUCCGAGUCAGUUGCGCAUCAAUCCGCAAGGCCAGCGCCCCCGCCCGCGCCUCUCUCGCACGGCAGUCCCUACGCUCCAACAGGUCCACCGACUGGGGUGCCUAGUGGCGCCGCGACGCGAGAUGUGAAUGGCGUCGAUUCUGAGAGACAUGUAGAUCGAGGCGCAGGCGCAGUGGGCGAACCAGUUGGCGCUGGCUCAGCAGUCCCCGAGGUAGAUGGCGAGAGAAAGGCCGCGCCGGCAGCAGCUGAAGGAGAGAGCAGUCGUAGUGCAUUUACAGCGGUCAACCAGUAAGACUCAUGCGUACACUAGAUGGUCGUCUUUGGCGCCGUAUGCAUCUUGGGAAUGGACGCAAACCAUUGCGGCGCGAGCGAAGCAUCGCGAAGGCCAACAAUUGCCAUAUGGGAGGCAUUUGAAUUCUGAAAAAUCGAGGCU